Molecule: messenger RNA, 654 nt
Organism: Colletotrichum navitas
Lineage: Eukaryota; Fungi; Ascomycota; Sordariomycetes; Glomerellales; Glomerellaceae
Exons: 1
Coding region: 138-617 (159 amino acids)
Source: RefSeq, a predicted model, not a curated record
CUCGCCGUGCAUCAUACUACCGGUACCGGUAGUUAGUGUAAGCUGUGACUGUCGCAAGUUUAUGCUGACACCCUCCCCCCCCCGCCUUCAAGCGGUUCCUUGCAAGCUGUCCAAACGGAUGAGAUGAGUUGAGUGUGAUGCUUCAGGUUAGACUAAGUAAUAUCGAGCUUAUCGGGUGGCAUUCUUUCUGGGCAAGCAUUAUCUCUGUUGCAGGGAAGUCCCCACAGGAUGCCGAGAUAAGGUCAAGUGCCACGAGGGUAACAAUCGGUGGUGUCCCAGUCGUAGAAAACGGUGAGAUACGGCUCGAGGCGCAACCGUACCUAGACAGAAUCUCGAGUGGGUUGAAGGACGUAACUCGAAGGAGGGGGGGGGGAAGGUGGCAGCACCAGCUAGCGGAGCGCAGGAAUGCAGGUCUUGGCCCAGAACGGCGUCUGGGGAAGCCGAUUGCAUCGCGCGAAACAUCAAUCUGGCAGGUCGGAGGUCUUGGUAUCCAGCACAGCCCCGUUUCCAGGUCUCCAGAUGGGAAUCUGCUGACUGUUGCCGGUUCCAGCGCCCCGCCGCGUAGCAUUCGGGAAGGGGUUUUUGCGUCGAGCCGGAAAUUGGGUCGAAACAUUUGAUGAGUGGCGGCAAACACAAUGCGGGAAAAUUCGUUUC